UCCAUAAACAACUACAAUCUUUCCUUCUUCCAAUAUAUUAUAUUCUUGCACCCUGUGAAUGGAUUCCAAGUUCUUUACAAAUCUUUUCAUGCUCUUUCUCUUCUUCUCUUCACGGGUCUCUCUAGGGUUUUCUCAAGAUCUUAAAGACCUUUCUCAAACCGCUGGUGGGUUACCCCAAGAAGCCGGAACUGGCGGCGGGGAUGGAUCGCAAUGCGUGCAAAAGUUGCUGCCAUGCAAAGACUAUUUGCGCUCAGCAACACCGCCGCCGCCAACUUGUUGCAUGCCGUUGAAAGAAAUGGUUGCAAAUGAAGCUGCAUGCCUUUGUAGUGUCAUCACUAAUCCUGGAAUCCUGAAGAGUUUCAACAUCACCGAACAAGAUGCCUUGAAUCUUGCCAAGACUUGCGGUGCAAAUGCUGAUCUCUCAACUUGCAAGCAUGAUUCACCUUCGCCAGCCAGUCCAGCUGUGACACCUCCGGCCGCAAAUUCCUCUACUAAUAGUUCUUCUCCAGACAAGAAAAGUGCAGGGCAUAAAAUGUAUAAUUUGGAGAGAACUAGUUUCACUGCUUUCUUUGUGGCUUUGAUGUUCUUAGCAUUUUCAGUUUAGUCUAUCAAAAUUUUAGUGUCUUAUUUCUUAGAUUAUGUCAAAUAAUAAAUUAAAUUUUGGAA
Molecule: messenger RNA, 666 nt
Organism: Ricinus communis (castor bean)
Lineage: Eukaryota; Viridiplantae; Streptophyta; Magnoliopsida; Malpighiales; Euphorbiaceae
Product: non-specific lipid transfer protein GPI-anchored 3
Exons: 3
Coding region: 59-604 (181 amino acids)
Source: RefSeq, a predicted model, not a curated record